This is a messenger RNA of Durusdinium trenchii, 3410 nucleotides long. Lineage: Eukaryota; Dinophyceae; Suessiales; Symbiodiniaceae. The record is from the annotation of a GenBank genome assembly.
CAUUGAACCGUUUCCCUCAUGGCGUCAGAUGUGAAACCCACUGGCGUCCGUUUGGAAGAAUUGGCUGUGGAGAUGACAUUGCCGGCAGAUCAUGCAGCGACGGUGGCACCUGCGGCGCGUGUCGUCUCGACUUCCACAGCUGUCUCGUCCCCGGCCGUGGCGCCGUAUGAGGGCUUGGCUGAUCCAAGCAUCGUCAAGAAGAAGCGCGCCAAGAAGAAGGCCAAAGCCAAAGCCAAGAGUGAUGCAUUGACUGCGACUGCGAUGACAAGGCCAUCAGACUUCACCAGUGUGAAGACCUGGGACAUGAUGCCAGUGGAACAGAACAAGGUCGUGUCCAACAGCGCGAGCAACGACUGGACCUUGGAGUCGGAGCAGCGGAUUUUUGAAUCCGCGAGAACCGCUGCAGCGGAGGUCCUGGACGGCGCGGCGGCGAAGUGGUUUGAGACCCACCACCCUUGGACGUACGACAGCUUCACCGUGCUGCAUAUGGCCUGCGGCGAUGGGAACGUUCCGGUAGUGCAGUGCCUGUGUGGCAGCAAGGCCAACGUGCAUGCGGCCGAGGGGCACUGUGGGGAAACAUCCCUGCAUUGGGCAGCGGCCAAGGGUCAUGUCAAUGUCGUGAGCAUCUUGCUGGAAGCGAGAGUUGAUGCGCACGCGCUUGACAAGAGUGGCCGCACAUGUUUGCACAAGGCUGCUGAAUUUGGCCAGGUCGCUGUGGUGGCAUUGCUCUUUGAAGAUGCCAACGAAGAGCCGAAUGCGUGUGACCAUACUGGAAGGACUUCCUUACACUUUGCAGCAAAAUGUGGUCAUGCUGAUGUGGUAGCAAUGCUCCUGAGAGCCAAAGCUGACGCUGCCGCAGGUGAUCAGAAUCAUGAAACACCUUUGCACUGUGCAGCGGCCCAGGGCCAUGCAGAUGUGGUGAAGGCUCUGCUGGAUGCCAAGGCAGAUGCAAAAGCCUGUAACAGCAAGAGUAUCGACGCCGUGAAGCUCGCCAUCGAACACCAUCGAGCAGGGGUGAUCCAAGUCCUGUGCCGCGCAGGGUUCUGGGACUUGUCUUUGCUGGCCUCUUUGAUCCGCGCGGAGGGACCUGAUGCCAAGGAAGCCUUAGACGCCUGGAUGCAUCCGGCCAAGACCCGCGCGCGCGCCAAGAUGGAACUCCAUGGCCUGGAUCGAGCUCACUUGCGCGAGCGGCUGCGGGUCGUGUUGGCGCCGGAAGAUGCCAACCGGCCGGGGCAGGGGAUUCUACGGGUGUGCGAGAGUUAUGCCAACUUACAAAGCCAGAACCUCUUCACCGCGCCAAAAGUUCAGGUCAGUCUAUCAGUUGUUCCUGGUCUCGUUGCGAGUGACGCAUGUCGAGAAGAGCUGCUGGCCGCACUCGAAGAGACCGCCAAUGAGAAUGUCUUCCAGACGGACGUGGUUGAAGCCGUUGUGUCCGCCGCGUGGAUGCAGCUCCGCUUCUCAACCGCCUUCGAGAUCUUCGUCAGCCUCGUGACCAUUGUGUUGCUGUGCCACAGUUCCUACGCCUUUCGUCACGGACAUCCGGAGGCAGUGGCCUCCUUGGUGCUUAUUGGAGUGCUUCACAUGCAGAAGUCCAUUGAGGAAUUCUGUCAGUAUGUAACCAUGUGUUGGAAGCUUCGUCUUCGCCUGCUGAACUUUGACAACGGCGCGGACAUGUCGUACAUCAUCAUCGGCUGGGGGGCGAUUCUGCGACAAGCCUUGGACCAGAACCGCUUGGAGAAACCCUUUAUGGCGAUCUUCAGUGCCAUGGCAUGGCUUCGGGCCUUGUACACUUUGCGUGGUGAAAGCUGGAUGGGACCUCGCUUGCUGCCCAUCUUGUCAGCCUUAAAGGACACCUUAGCCUUCUUUAUCGUCACAGGGACGUGUAUUCUGGCAGCCACCCAUGCCUAUUACAACCUCCAGCUCCGUGAGGAACCGAUUCCCACCUAUGGAGCCUUUUUGCAGGUGAUGCGCCUGGGGAUUUUUGGCGAUUUCGAUCUCUUUGAGUUCGAAGGAGUUGAUCCCACCUACAAACUGGGCGAGGGCGAGGAAUGGGAGCCGCAAGAUCCGGAGCCUGGCGCGACCUUCGUUUGGGCCCAUGCUCUCUUCUACUUUACAGGAAUUGGCAUCGCCAUUCUCUUGAUGAACCUCUUGAUCGGCGUGCUGGGGCAGAACUUUGAACUCUAUCAGGACCAGAGCGCCAUGCUUUUCCAGAGAGCCAGGGCCAAGAUGCUGCUGGAACUUCAGGCACGCCCUUGGAGGCACUGUGGAAGUUGGUUCAUCAAGCAUCUUCGAGAGCUUACCAGCCAGAUGCGUAAGUCUCAAUUUGGAUGUGUGCUAUAUUGGUUGUGUGUUGGAGCCCUAGUGAUGUUGCUUUUGCCUUGUUGGCUAGCCCUGGGCUCCUGUGUUGCAGCGGUGGCAGUCCUUUGUCGCAUUAUCUUCCAAAUGCAACUGAGCGGCAUGUUCUAUUCUGUGGCUGUUCCGCUGGGCUACUGCGGAUCUGGAUACGAUGACAAUUCCAAUCACAAGAUUGAUGAAUAUUCGAGCCCAGAGAAGAGCAAGAUCUGGGUGGUGCUCCGCUGGGAGGCUCCCAUGGAGGAACUGAGAAGUUUGCGCUCGGAGGUGAAGAUCCAUGUGAAGAGCAUGCAGGGCGAGUUGGAGAAGAAGUUGCAAGGAGUGGACGAGAAACUUAAAGGAGUGGAGAACACGCUCCAAGAUCUGUCGUCGGCGCAGAAGGAGAUGGAGAAAUCACUGGAGCAGUUGACGAACGAGCAGAACUGCCCCAAUUUUGACAUGGAGUCAAAGAUGGAGACGUUGACCAGCCUGGUGCGGCAGUUGAUUUUGCAGGGCCAAUCUGUUCCAGAGACGGAAUCUCAUCCAGAAGGUUGAAGAGUGGUGCUGGAGAAGUUGCGAUGAACUGGACUCAACUUUGAGUCAGCAGCCAAAAGACGAGCAAUUGAUGCCUCUUCCACAAGCUCGUUGACCAUAAAAAUUGGAGGAGAUGGGACUUUGGAAGAAGGUCGAGGUGCCGCAGAUUUGCAGGUCGAGGAAUUGACCGGAUUGCUGAAAAACGUUCCAUUGAGCUUGCAUCACGGAACUCGUUGGAGAGAACUGCUGCUGCUCACGUUCCAUCCGAAUCGUGGGCAGCUGGAUUGAUGGUAGAAUUGUUUGACUGGACUGACUGGAUCUCCCGAAAAGGGCGGCCAUGUGUGUCUUGAAAUCCCGUUGCAAAGCAAUGUGGGAUGAGGGGCUCGAGCUUGCACCAUAUCCCCUGCGUCUGUGAUUUGCCAUGUCCAAGUGUGACCUGCGUAAUUCGCUGUGUUCGCAAUACUUGAUGUGCAUGUCACGACAUUGUCCCGUCAAGCAGUGCGUCCGUUUUCACGACCAGAUGCUGAGACCUCGCCAAGUCCAAA